CAAGGGUCGAGAAGCAUCAGCCUUUUUCUUACUGUCAUUACGUUCAUUCCGUUGCCUUAAUGGUAGCCAACUCCAAAAAUUUCAAUAGUAGGCCUCGGCCAUCUUCUGGAGGCUCUAAAGAAGACUCUACUGAUAGUAAUAAUAAUAAUAACGUGCCGGGCAAGCCAAGUUCAAAACCAGCAGGAGUAAGGACAGAAGCAAGAAUUAAAUCAGAUAUACAUACAGGAAUAGGAGCAGGAGCGAUCCAUGGAAACUCCAACUCGAAGACCAAUGCUCUUGCUGGCUCAAAGCAAUAUCAACAGGGACAUUUGAAGCAAAAGAAUAAAAGUAUUAACAGGGGCUCAACAACAUCAGCUUCAAUUCCACCUGAUCUAUUUACAGAAGAAGAUGCCCCAAGUACAUCUGCUAAAGUCAAAAAACCAAAACCCUCAAAAGUUCCCAUAGAUCCUAAUGACCGAAAUCAAUUCGCCUAUUUUUAAGAGCAUAUCUCAUAUAGAGCAUUCGUCCGCGGGCUAGCAAAAGAUGUUACCUUGACAGAGCUUGAGGGCCGAUUUAAAUCGUUUGGACAGCCCAGGGACCUUUAUCUGGCAAAGGACCUGGACGGAUCUUGCCGUGGAUUUGGAUAUAUCACUUUGGACACAACACGGAAAGAGCUACAAAAAUGCCUCGCGUUAUUUAAUGGUGCCAAAUGGAAGGGAAACGUCCUGAAGAUUGAGGAAGCAAACAAAGACUGGCAAACAAAGUAA
Molecule: messenger RNA, 746 nt
Organism: Lobosporangium transversale
Lineage: Eukaryota; Fungi; Mortierellomycota; Mortierellomycetes; Mortierellales; Mortierellaceae
Exons: 2
Coding region: 60-479 (139 amino acids)
Source: RefSeq, a predicted model, not a curated record